Messenger RNA from Musa acuminata AAA Group (dessert banana), 2739 nucleotides. Its product is annotated as glucan endo-1,3-beta-D-glucosidase 1-like. The transcript has a single exon. Bases 159 to 2363 code for a protein of 734 amino acids. Gene Ontology annotation, molecular function: endo-1,3(4)-beta-glucanase activity. The record is from RefSeq and is a predicted model, not a curated record. NCBI's taxonomy places the organism in Eukaryota, Viridiplantae, Streptophyta, Magnoliopsida, Zingiberales, Musaceae.
CUGCUCAUGAGCAGACCGAGAUCGUAGUCUCUAGCCGACGCUGUUAUUAGUGGGUCAACUCACAUUCCAGUCAAGGAGGAAGAAGACAAAUUCAAACAGAUCAACGGUUCCCACCUCAUCAAUCUCAACCGACACGGUCACCAGAUCAAAACAAGGAUAUGCUGAAGAAGUUGGGGAGGAAGCUGAGCAGGGUGUCGACCCUUAUAAUAACCCAAACCCUCAAGAAGAGAAGGCCAUCAAGACCUCCUCCUCUUCCCUCUCAAGGUCAAUUUCCUCCUCCUCCUCUUCCUCCUCCCACAAUGCCCUUCCACCGUCACCACCAUCACGACCACUCCACCACCGCCCCCUUCCUCUUCCCCCAGGCCCAGUCCACUGUCCUCCCUGAUCCCUCCACCUUCUUCUCCCCUUCACUUCUUUCCUCUCCCCUUCCCACCAAUUCCUUCUUCCAGAACUUCACCCUUAAGAAUGGCGACCAGCCUGAGUACAUCCACCCAUACCUCGUCAAAGCCUCCUCCUCCUCUCUCACCUUCUGCUACCCAUCCCGCUUCCACACCCCCGCCUACAUCUACCAGUCCUUCACCCCCGACCUCACCAUCUCCUCCUCCGACUCCUCCGGUCGGCACGUUGUCUCGUCCUUCGACGACCUCAGCGUCACCGUUGACCUUCCCCCUGCCCUCCGCUUCUUCCUCGUCCGCGGCAGUCCAUUCAUCACCUGCGCCACCCUAGGCGGAUCCGCCGCCCCCUUCUCGAUCUCCUCGGUCAACGCCUUCAUCGACGUGUCCGCCAACGCCGCCCGCACCAAGCACACGCUCCGGCUCAACAGCGGGCAGACCUUCCUCUGCUACUCUUCGUCGCCGCUGCAGCUGUCACAGCAAGGCAACUCGCUGCUCACGACGCCGGACUUCGCGGGCGUCGUCCGGGUCGCCUUCCUUCCGGACCCGGGACUCGAGGCCGUCCUCGACCAGUUCAGCGCCUGCUACCCGGUGUCCGGGGAGGCCUCCUUCGACCGGCCGUUCUGCGUGGAGUACAAGUGGGAGAAGAAGGGGUGGGGCGACCUGCUCCUCCUCGCCCACCCUCUUCACCUCCGUCUCCUCUCUUCCGAUGGCAGCCGCGUCUCCGUGCUGAAGGAUUUCAAGUACAACAGCAUCGAUGGUGAGCUCGUCGGGGUCGUGGGCGAUUCGUGGUUGUUGAAGACGGAGACGGUUCCGAUCACCUGGCAUUCGACAAAAGGCACCAACGAGGACGGUUACGCGGAGAUCAUGUCCGCCCUUUCCAAGGACGUCAACGGCUUGACUUCUGCUCCGAUCACGACCACUUCGUCCUACUUCUACGGGAAGGCCAUCGCUCGAGCUGCUCGGUUGGCUUUGAUUGCGGAGGAAGUCGGAUUUCCCGAUGUCAUCCCCAUCGUGCAGCAGUUCUUGAAGGAUUCAAUCACUCCGUGGUUGGAUGGGAGCUUCAAUGGAAAUGGCUUCUUGUAUGAUCCGAAAUGGGGUGGCAUGGUCACGAAGCAGGGAUCAACCGACUCUGGUGCAGAUUUUGGGUUCGGGAUCUUCAACGAUCAUCAUUACCAUCUAGGUUACUUCCUCUAUGCGAUCGCUGUGCUUGCCAAGUUUGACCCAGCAUGGGCGAGGAUGUACAGGCCGCAGGCUUACUCCAUGAUGGCUGAUUUCAUGACAUUGUCUCGCAAGCAACAAGCCAAAUAUACCCGAUUGAGAUGCUUCGAUGUCUGGAAGCUGCAUUCUUGGGCAGGAGGACUGACAGAGUUUGCGGAUGGGCGGAAUCAAGAGAGUACCAGCGAAGCCGUGAAUGCUUAUUAUUCAGCAGCUCUAAUGGGAUUAAGCUAUGGGGACACUCACCUUGUGUCGAUCGGUUCGACACUUGCGGCAUUUGAGAUUCAGGCUGCGGAGACAUGGUGGCAUGUUAAGGAGGGAGAAGGAUUGUAUGAGGAUGACUUCACCAGGGACAACAGAGUGGUAGGAGUCUUGUGGGCUAACAAGAGAGACAGUGGCCUGUGGUUUGCUCCUGCUGAAUGGAAAGAAUGCCGGCUUGGAAUUCAGGUUUUGCCACUAUUGCCCAUAACUGAGGUUCUGUUCCGUGAUGUUGGAUUUGUCCAGGAGCUGGUGAAGUGGACCUUACCUGCUUUGUCAAGGGAAGGGGUUGCGGAAGGAUGGAAGGGGUUUGUUUAUGCAAUGGAAGGAGUGUAUGAUAAAGAGACAGCUUUGGAGAAAACAAGAGGAUUAAAUGGGUAUGAUGAUGGUAACUCACUUUCUAAUUUGCUCUGGUGGCUUCAUAGUAGAGGUGAUAGUGGGGAAGGGAGCUUGGGUUGGGUAAGAAAUGGCUGGUUUGGUCACUACUGUCACUGAAGAGAGCUGAUGUACGUGAUACAUCACACUGCAGCUGUUGUUUUAGAUGUUAAAGGAUUCCACAGGUGUGUUUAUAGUCAUCAAAUAACUUUGAGGAGAUUGAUAGCAAGCCAAUAAGAAAAUGAAUGUCACAAGCUUAUGAUACUACCACUGCCAGAGGGCAUAUGAUUGUUGAAAUUUAAACAUAAAUAUUGUUUAGCGUUGAUACUGGAAGAGACCAGCAGCAGUUGAUUUGUUGUUUGCUUGAUAUGAGAAAUAAAGUUUGAUUUGAGGAUAUGAAGGUAGAUUUAUUGAUUUGUUUUCUAUGUGAGAUUAUUGUUAUAGGAAACCAUUGUUUGUGUUAUGAUAAUAAAAUUUUUAUGUGUUGACUUGUGUA